Molecule: messenger RNA, 186 nt
Organism: Plasmopara halstedii
Lineage: Eukaryota; Oomycota; Peronosporomycetes; Peronosporales; Peronosporaceae
Exons: 2
Coding region: 1-186 (61 amino acids)
Source: RefSeq, a predicted model, not a curated record
AUGACCGAUCUUGACCCCUCUGUCAAAAGAGAAAAAAAUCCCUACUUCUCUAUCCUCGAAGAGCUAGGCGGUAAGCAAUAUGAGAUUAACUGGGAGCUGGUUGUGCGUUUGCAACGCGGAGCGAUCACCAUCGUACUGUCGAUUGUGCUACCAGAUCAAGACCAACCAGUAGCAGAAGUUGCUUAA